UUUUAUAGGCUGUGUACGACUCAAGGGAGCUUCCCACUUCUCCUUUCACUUCUCUCUCUCUCUCCCUUUUUAUUACCCAAUGAGAGCAUCUCACUUCUAACAAACCCGCUCAUCAACAUCACCCAUUAUUGUCGUCUCCAUCUCUCCCCAUCUUCUCAAUUGCAAAGAAGAUCAGGCAAUGGAACAGAGGAUGAUAGAGUCCAACAAAUUCGGGCUCCUCCUUCUUCUUCUUAUCGUCACACUCUCGUCCGCCGAAGCUUACAAGAACUACACAGUCGGCGACUCGCUAGGCUGGUACGACACGACCGUCAAGUCCAGUGUGGAUUACCAGAAAUGGGCUUCCGGCAAGAACUUCAGCCUCGGCGAUUUCCUCAUGUUUAACACCGACACGAACCACUCAGUCGUGCAAACCUACAACUUCACGACGUACAACCUCUGCAACUACGAGGAUGCCCUUGACAAUGACACGACCCUAUGGUCGUCCGCGGAUCCCUCCAACACCGCCACACACCCAGUGACAGUGGCUGUCCCGCUGCUGAAGGAGGGAACAACAUACUUCUUCUCAAACGACUACGACGGGGAUCAAUGCAGGAGUGGGCAGCGGUUCCAGAUCAACGUUACGCACGGGCAAGGGCUGCCCAAGAGCCUAGCCGAUGAGCAAGCCCCAGCUCCAGUCGACCAGGUCUCUGGGGACGAUUCGGCUCCAGACACCAUCGUGCCGUCUAAUUUUAAUAAUCCACGCGACGAAACUGAAGACGACAGGGGUGACGCGUCUAUGGCCAAGUCGAUUCAUCUCAAGUCCUGGCACAGGAUACUGAGUGCAAGUUCCAUGUUCUUUUUAGGGUGUGUAUUUCAUUUUUUCAUGGGUUGAUUUUUUUUUCCUUUUAUAGGUUAAUAAUUUAUUUAUAAUGUUCUUUUAUAGUUUAUAAUACCUUAUACAUGUAUACAUACAUAUGCAUGAUAUAUGUAGGUCUUUGAGCUCCUUUCAAUUAA
Punica granatum (pomegranate) is the source of this 993-nucleotide messenger RNA. NCBI's taxonomy places the organism in Eukaryota, Viridiplantae, Streptophyta, Magnoliopsida, Myrtales, Lythraceae. The record is from RefSeq and is a predicted model, not a curated record.